AUGGGAUGUGUAAAUAGCAAUUCUCAUUUAAAAAAGAAGAAAGAUUUAGAUAUCUCUAACGUUCCUAUCAUGUUAAAUAAUCAAAAAUCAUCUAAUAUUGAAAAAAUUUAGGAUAAUUGGUUAGAAAUGAAAAAUAACUCAAUACUUGUUAGACGACAUUAAUAAAGCAAACAUUCUAUUAAGGUCAAUACUAAUUCAAAAUCUCCUUUGUCUUGCGUAAGUCGCAGCUGA
Molecule: messenger RNA, 231 nt
Organism: Paramecium sonneborni
Lineage: Eukaryota; Ciliophora; Oligohymenophorea; Peniculida; Parameciidae
Source: the annotation of a GenBank genome assembly